AAACGUUUGUUUUUAAGCACUGAAAUAUAAUAUUUACGACGUGAAACGCAGGGAAGGUGAAGGCAGCACAGCAGAGUGACGAACUGACCGUUACAAAAACAAAUCGACCGACGCGACUUCAUGAAGUUUCAACUCGUUCUACCAAAAGACAGAAAAAAGAAGGUCUAUAGAUGGACGGUGAAGACGGGCGGUUGGAUCCUGUCCGGAGUUUGACUGUCAACAGUUUCAGGUUGGACGCUGACAAGUGGCGGGAGUUUGUUUCCGAGGAGGAGAAUCAAAUUAUCCUCAACAGUUUCUUUGACACCCAGGAUUACUGUAACCUGUUCAUCUGUCAAAAUUCAAAGUCUGGACUCUCCGCUAGCCUCACCAUCCCCCCAAAUGUCCAAACUAAAGCCAUCUGUGUCUCCAAAACGGGCCGUGAAAUUAUCACGACAGAAAAUACUAGAAAGAUGCUAACUGCUCAAGAAGUUCAGGGAGAAGACACCAUUAACUUCCUCAUAGCUGUCUGUGAGGAGGUGAUCUGCCCGUUGCUUAGCAACCCUGAGACCAGCAGCAACUGGGCGCCAGGCGUGGCCCAGGAUGCUCUGAGGUUCAUAGAGAAGCAGAAAAAUGAAGCAGUGGUGAUGAAGGAUCAAACAGAGGGGCAGACAUUUCUACAUCAUCCUGACGCUCUCGAUGAUGAUGCUGAAAGGCGGAAGUUGUCGGAGGUGGAGCUCCUCCACAGCUGUGAUACAGCGAUCAUAGAGUGGGCGGAGCUCGUCUCAGAGUUCCUGCAGCAGGAUUCAUCUCAGCCACUUCUGGAUGGACUGAAGCCGCUUCCCUCAGAGGAGUUUAAUUUCUGGAAGAACAGACUGAAAAACCUGCAUUUCAUCCAACAGCAGCUGAUGAGCAGCAGAGCUCAGCAGGUGGCGUCCAUCGUUCAGAAGGGGGGAAGCGUCUACUGGUCUGUUCUCAGAGAUAUUUACAGAGACAUCCGGGAAGAUCUCCUCCUCUCAGGUCUGAAGGAAGCUGAAGAUGUGACUUUGAAUCUGACUCCUCUGCAGAGGAGGCUGGAGGAGGUGGAGCAGAUGCAGUACCAGCAGCUGGGGGCGAACAUGGCAACUGUGAUGAAGGAGGUGCAUCUGGUGUGGAUCAGGUCUGAGUUCUAUAGUAAACCCUGCAGGAUGGUGGUCCUGUUGCAGGAGAUCUGCAACCUCUUCAUACAAAUGAGCAAGAAGUUCCUGCUUGGGGAGGAGAUGAUUCGUGGUCUGGUGUCAGACCCUGGUGUAGUCCUGGAUGAUGUUAGACUGGUGAUCUGCACUCUACAGACCCUCAAAGAGGUGUAUAGUCAGUGCAAGACUCAGCUGGACAGUCAGAACCCGAGCCAGGAUGGAGGCACACAGAGCUGGGACUUCCCUUCUCACCUGGUCUUCUUCCACCUGGACAACUUCCUGUCGCAUCUGCUGAGCAUCCAGGAGGUGCUGUGUGUCACUCUGCAGCUGGAUCAGCUGGAUCAGACAGUGCUGUCUGGUACCAGCAGCAGGAUGUACACUGAUGUGGUUCAGAAUAUGUAUCAGGAUUUCCUGCGUCAUGUGACGUUUCUCUCUGACUGUAGCUGUGACCCCACCGACCCCGAUGACCAGAGCUUCAAGCUGCACCUGGAUCAGUUUCAGGUCCACGUGUCAGACCUGGAGAGACAGUUGGCAUCUGUUCUUAACAGAGCCUAUAAGGACUGCUGUGUCUCCUCCUCUGCAGCAAAGCUGGUGAAAAUGUUCAGGUUCAUCCUGGACCGUCCUCUGAUUCAGAAUCAGCUGCGUCCUCAGCUAAUGCGACUGGUGCAGAUGGUCCUGGCUGAGCUGGAUCAGACAGAGCUGCUGUUCUACAGUCAGAGAGAGAAAUCAGAGACCUUCAGCAGGUUCACUCCAACUGCUGCAGCUGGACUCUGCUGGACUCAGCAGCUGAUACUAAGAGCUGAAGAUGCUCUGAACAGCUACAGGACAGUUCAAGACCUGUUUCCGGAUUGCAGUGAUUCCCAGCUGGUUCUGCAGAGGUUCAAGCAGAUUGUGGGCCUCCUGCAGGACUUCAGAGAUCGAGUGAGGUCAGACUGGAGCUGUAAGCUUGACUCAGACUGUGGAUUCAUCCUGGAACAACCUCUGAUACAACACAACCUGCAAGGCCUGUUCGAGGUGAACUGCAGCCACAAGCUGGAGAUGGUGCUGGGGGAGCUCAGGUAUGUGAGAAAGGAGACCGAUGUGGAGCUGCGACCCCACACUGUUCGACUCCUCACCUACAAAGAUGACAUCACACAGAGCUUCCUGAGCCUGAGUCACAUGGUGUCCUGCUACAACCAGGUGAUGAGGGACAUCCUGCAGGUGGAGCUUCCUUUGAUCCAGGACCAGCUGCAGGACCUGUUCCAGACUCUGUCAGCACUGCAGAGGAACACCUGGAGCUGUGAAGGUGUGCAGUGCCUGGUGGAGCAGCACAAAGAGAGAGUGUUGAUGUUCCACUCCACAGUGAGCGAGACCAGAGCCAACAUGGAUGCCAUGACAGGCAUCAUACAGGGUUUGGCAGAGCUUCACCUGCUACAACGCUCAGGUGAUUCACUGCCACGAGCUUCAGAGCAGAGCUACACAAAAAUCAGAGAAGAUGGACAGCAGCUGCUCACUUUAACACAGGUGAACAGAAGUCUAUAUGGAGCUGAGGACUCCUCUGAGUCCUGGAUCAGGUAUCUGGACCACAUUGAUGACGAGGUGGAGGACGGACUGUUCCAGCUGCUACUAAGGUCUCUGCACUACCUGUCUGACAGCAUGAAUCCAAAGCACUGCAGCACUCCGUUGUUGGUGGUCCGUCUGCAGCUGCAGGAAACAGGAAGUGUGUUUGAGCCAUCAGUGGACAGCAGCCUGUCUAACCUCCUGAAAACCAUCAUCACUGACAUUUACACAGCAGCCAGUCUGCUGCCCAGGAUCUCUGAGAGUCGCCACGGCAACUACCAGGAGUCUCUGCUGCAGAGUCCAGAUCUCUGCACAUUGGAAGAGGACGUGAUGCAUCACCUGCAGCAAGUGCAGGAGGAGGCAGAGCGUCUGAGGGCGGGGCUGGACAGGUACUUGUACCUGUGGCAGACUGACAGGAGGGUGCUGAUGCAGGAGUUCUUGACCUACAGCAGACAGCUGGGACCUGAUGAGCUGGAGCCCAAUGAGACCCCACCCACCCUGAAGGACUUUGAAAGAGAGAUUGAUUCACUCCAGAAACUGAGCGAAGAGGUGACUCACCUGGAUGAUGUCCUCGUUCUGCACAGCUGGUUGCAGGUUGACCUCCAGCCCUUCAGAGACUCCCUGCUGUCAAUCAUCCAUGACUGGAAACACAUGUACACAGAGUACCUGCUGGACUCAGUCAAUGACAGUCUGCAGCAGGUGACUCAGCGUGGUGACGAUGAUGAAGAGUUUUUCCCCACCUCCUCCAGUCUUCCUCUGUCAGAAACCAUCAUCCUACUGGAAGCUGCAGGAGUCCAGCUGCCUGAACACGUGUCGGCACAGCUGCAGUGUUGAUGGACUGAGGAGGCAGAGGACAUCUGGAACCUUAUCUUCAUUAUUUCAGCCCUUCAUUUAAAGUUUGAUUAAAAUUUCACGAAUAAACGAGUCAUGGCUGAAGCGUCAGCUCUCUCACUGAUGAA
Messenger RNA from Scatophagus argus, 3649 nucleotides. Its product is annotated as dynein axonemal heavy chain 17-like. Lineage: Eukaryota; Metazoa; Chordata; Actinopteri; Scatophagidae. The coding region runs from base 171 to 3524 and encodes 1117 amino acids. The transcript has 23 exons. The record is from RefSeq and is a predicted model, not a curated record.